Messenger RNA from Sycon ciliatum, 1868 nucleotides. RefSeq names its product U3 small nucleolar RNA-associated protein 15 homolog. Gene Ontology annotation, molecular function: protein binding. The record is from RefSeq and is a predicted model, not a curated record. The transcript is spliced from 13 exons. Lineage: Eukaryota; Metazoa; Porifera; Calcarea; Leucosolenida; Sycettidae. Gene Ontology annotation, cellular component: nucleolus. The coding region runs from base 189 to 1739 and encodes 516 amino acids. Gene Ontology annotation, biological process: rRNA processing; positive regulation of transcription by RNA polymerase I.
GCGGCAUGGCAUGGCAAAGCAUGCAUCCAGCGUUGUAGCUGUUUUGGUUCGUUCGGAUUGUUUAGGAUCCAUGUGUUUUACUCGAAGCUUGCAGUUUCUUGAAGUCAGUAUUACAACGAGGUACUGAUCUGGUGCGAUCAUUCUAGUGAUGCCCUGGCUUGGCGAGCAAUGGAGAACGCCACAGUAAAAUGACAAUGACCACUUCCACACGCACUUCUUCCUUCAAAAAAUUGCGCACAACAACUGCGCCACCAGCAAUAGUCAGCAAAGACUCGUCUGAGGAAAAUUACUGGAGAAAGUUCCAGUACCCGGUUACUGUCAAGGAACAUGCCGCCAUUAGCUGUGUGGACUUCAGCCCCACAGAACCGCACGAUUUUGCGGUUACAAGUGCAACACGGGUUCAAGUGUAUAGCUCUGCUACCAAUCAGGUGAAAAGGAGCAUAACUCGCUUCAGGGAAACUGUGUACUCGGCAAAAUUUCGGCAUGAUGGCCAAUUGUUGGCUGGCGGUGGCGAGGAGGGCAUCGUCAAGGUCUUCAAUUUGACCAGUCGUGCUAUCCUCCGUCAAUGUGAAGGUCAUACAAAGGCAAUUCGUCAGACAUGUUUCACAACCUGCGGCCUCAAGAUUUUAUCAACAGCUGACGAUCGCACACUCCGCAGCUGGGACCUGACUACUGGCGAGGCACUGCAGGAGUUCACUGGUCAUGAGGACUAUGUACGCGCCCUUGCGGUCAGCCCGGGUAGCUCUGACGUGUGCGUUACAGGCUCAUACGAUCACACCGUGAGGCUAUGGGAUAUGCGUUCAUCUCCAAGCUCCGGCGCCUCGCUGACCAUGAACCAUGGUUUCCCCGUCGAAGCUGUCCUCAUGUUCCCGUCGGCCAGUAUAUGCGUAUCAGCAGGUCAUAAUCAGGUGUGUGUCUGGGACAUCCUGUCCGGCGGCCGACAGCUCUUCUCGUUCUCAAACCACCAGAAGACCAUCACCUCGCUGGCGUUUGACGGCGAAGCACGGCGCCUCAUGUCCGGCGGUGCUGAUCGCCAGCUGAAGGUGUACGACGUUACUGACUACUCAGUCAUCCAUGGCCUCAGCUAUCCCUCGCCUAUCUUCAGCAUUGGUUUAUCGCCCAAUGAAAGUCACCUUGUAGUCGGUAUGGCAGAUGGAACAUUGUCCAUCAAGCGAAAAGUGGUGAAGGGCGGGGAGGACACUGAAGAGAAGGAUGGCCCAACACUUCCAAAGCCACCACCUCAUGUCGGCACAAAGCGCUUUUUCAAUAGAUCCAAGACUCAGCCGGAAGAGGGCGAUGUGGUUGUCAAUCAGUCCCGGACAAUGUACCAGCUCAAACCGUACGAGGUGCAGCUGAAGAAGUUCCGUUACAUGGAUGCUCUUGAUGCAGCAAUGAAGACCGGCAAUUGCGAUGUGAUCGCUGGUAUGUUCCAAGAGCUCAUCCAUCGCGAUGGCCUGUCUAACUCGCUGGCAGGGAGGAAUCACAAGUCUCUCAUUCCCAUCAUGAAGUUUCUUGUCCAUUACAUUGGUCAUCCUCGCUACCAGUCUCUUCUCCUGGAUGUGGCCAAUGCCGUACUAGAUAUGUACGGUGGAGUCUGCGGUGAGUCACGGCGCAUCACCCAGCAGCUCAACGCUCUGCGGUCACGCGUGGAGGCUGAAAUCAACAUGCAGCGACGCAUGUUGAGCAUUCUCGGCAUGAUGGACACGCUCUUUGCCAUGGCGUCAACAAAACAACAGUAAUGAGCUAUCGUGUGUGGCUGUGUACAUAGUUUAGCUUUGCUUGCACAUAGUGCUGCUGUAACAUAUUCUACAUGAUGAUGUUUUGCUAGCAUGGGAUUCUGUGCCAACCUGCAAUAUGUAUACAGUUGA